Molecule: messenger RNA, 765 nt
Organism: Diversispora eburnea
Lineage: Eukaryota; Fungi; Glomeromycota; Glomeromycetes; Diversisporales; Diversisporaceae
Source: the annotation of a GenBank genome assembly
AUGCGUGUUAGUCGUUCUAGUCGUAAUACUCGUGAUUCGAUAGGCAGCGUUUCUGCACCGUUUAAUGAAGGAAAAGAAUUUGAUAGUUUGUAUAGAGAAUUUAACGAAAUGUUACAUUUUGUUGUAAGAGGUAUUACUUUUGCGACUGAAACGGCAGCAGAUCUUGAAGAAGCUAAUGAAAAAGAGGAGGUCGCAAAUCUCGAGGGUAUAGUAAGAAAAUACGUUGAUAUGGAAAAUAAUCUCAAUAUUCAAAGAGAAGCAAUUGAUGAACUAAGAACAAGAAUGAAUGCUGGAAAUAAAGUCGAUCUUGUAGAAACUUUCGAAUCAUUACAUGAAUCGUCAUUCCAAGAGUAUGAAAAUUCAACAGAAAAUGAAAAAUAUUUUCAAAAUGAAUAUUAUAUUGAAUUUCGACAAAAAAUUUGGGAAGUAAAUCAUCCAGAUGAAGCGAUGCCAACUUUGGACGGAAAUGAUGAUGAUGAUAUUGUAAUGGGACAACAAAAAGAAUCACUAUUUUGUCCAAUUACAACAUUACUAUUUGAGGAACCAGUUACAGGCAAAGUGUGUAAACAUACUUACUCUAAAGAUGCAAUUUUACAAUUGAUAAGGCGAAAUAGAAAUGCAGUCGUGUGUCCGGUGGCAGGUUGUGAUAAACAUAUCAUGGAACAUGAUCUUUUACCAAACAAAAGGAUUGAACGAAAAGUUGCUCGAUAUCGAGUGACAGGAAAUGAUUUGAUGGAUGAUGUUGAGAGAGCAAAAACACAUUAA